CGGGGGUCCCCCGAGUCUUUGCAGCCUGCUUGGGUGCGGGGCAGAGCGGAGCGGGAGUUGGCUGGGGUGCUGUGGGAAGCUCUCAGUGGGGGUCCGGAGGAUCCUCUUUUAGGGCUAAUUCUUCUUUCUAAAUACAACAUGUUUAUCAGUGAUCUGGAAGAAAACGCAAAUUAAUGGAGGAAGAGCUGGAGAAGAUGCAACGGCGUAGAGGAUGAUAAAUAAUGAAGAGGACAGGUCCUUGGUACAGAGUGACCUUGAUUGCUUAGCUGGAGGGCUGUGUUUUGCAAGCGCUAGUCGCUGCACUGAAGCAAGAUGAAAUGCUUUGCAUCUAAAAAAAAAAUAUUAAAAUUGAGCCAAGAGGACGGGGAGUUCUUGCUAGGGAGUUUAGCUUUGAAAAAAUACAAACACGUUGUGGAUUUUAUUCUUGUUUUGAACAUUUUGUGUGAUUCGGAGUCAGCCCUCACUUUUCCGCUGCCCUGGCCCCCAGAAGAGAUGUCGAGCAGCUUCCAUCGAAGGAGAGAUGAAGUAGGUUUGGCCUUUUAAUCUGGAAAAGCAGACCAAGGAGGGCAUGAGCAAGGUGCAUAAAUCAUUAAUGGUCUGUGGGUAGAGAUUUAUCAUUCACCUCCUCUGCCCUGCCUGAGAGCCAGGAGGUGGUGGCCGGCGCUGGUCUGCGGAGGCUUGGGAUGAGCAGGGAGCUGGUUCUCUGCGUCUGGUUAAGCCGUGAGAAUUUGUGCUGGAAGUUGUUGGGGUUGGGAGGUGGCAGUGCGAUUUUAUGGCAAAAAAAGCCAUUUAUUAUGGACUGAAACCCUCCGGCUUGGGACGCGCGUGAGCUGCGUGCGGUGGGGGCUGCUCCCCUGUGUUUCUUGAGACUUUUCUCCUGGGAUCCAUUGUCGGCUGCUCCCUGAUGCGACGGUGGCCUUGGUGGAGGUUUGGCUGGGCUCAGCCAUUGCUGCGUCCCCGUGAAGCUCUCUGUCCCGCUGUCAGGCUGCUCUUCAGGGAGGGCGCUGAUAAACUAGAGCCGAUUUAAAGAAGGGUUUUCAAUCGGAAAUGUUGCGCUGCAGCGUGGGGUGGAUUCUGCACUGCUGAAAAUUCAUGAUCCAGCCAGGACGCCUUCCUAAAAACCUGCUGCGUUUCAAGUGCAGCCUUUGCACACGAGGGAGGACUUUGAAAGGAAACAUCCUAGCAGUUAUUUACACAGGAACUCGGAGUGGUUAAUAAUAAUGGCUUUUGUUUUGGAUUUACACCUGGUGAAGAGCUGACCUCCAGAUGUUUUUCCUGCCAUGUCCUCGAGCCCAGCUGCAGGAGAACUGAAGUGCAGCAGAGCUUCAUGUGUCUACUGAUGUUGAUGAAACAGUGGGAGAUGCUGGUACAGAUGCUUCUGCGUUUGAGAAGAUUAAUUAGUGCUUGUCGUCGUGCUGCAGAUGAGCACGCUGAACGUUUUUACACACGUCGUUCUCGUCGUCAGGAAAGGCAGCUUUGUCCUGCAGAGGAGCGGGCGCCGCAGAUUCCAGCCCACAUGUGCAAACACUCGAGCUGCGCUGGGCUGGGGGCCUGUUCCUCCCCGUUCCUGGAGAGAUGCCCUUGAAUGUCAGAGUCGCGGUGACUACAAUCGCUCCGCAGAGAGCGGCACCCACUCCUUUGGGCACCACAAAAUCCCUUUUUACCUCCCGCCCCGAGCCUUGGUGCGGCUGAAAUGCUGCGUGCGCUGGGCUGUGAUGGUGACCUCCCAUCUCGUCGGUGCUCGGAGCUUAAUGAACGGCAGCGGCAAAAUGCUGUAAUGAAAACAAGUGUUUGGAGGAAGGGGGGUUGAUGCCUUCAUCUCAGACGCGUGGAGAGCGGUGGCCUGAACCGGCCCUUUCCGUGGAGCUUGGCAGACGCGCCUUUCUGGGGACGUGUGCCGCCCGCCCUGAUAAUUGCUGUAGUGAGAGUGACGGACGGCCUCAGCGUAGCUGUGAGCUCAGAGUGCUGUUUAUGUCUGUCUUACAAACAAGAUGUGUCGGUCGGCAAUGCCUGCUGGCUCGGCUUGGCCCUGGCCUUCCUGUGCGACACAUUGUCCCGAUGGGAACGACAGCCAAGGAGGAGAUGGCCCGCUUCUGGGAGAAGAAUACCAAGUCCAACCGUCCCUUGUCCCCUCACGUCACCAUUUACAAGUGGUCCCUGCCCAUGGCGAUGUCCAUCACGCACCGGGGCACUGGUGUUGCGUUGAGCUUAGGAGUCUCCCUCUUCAGCCUGGCUGCCCUGCUGCUCCCCGAGCAGUUUCCCCACUACCUGGCCAUGGUGAAGUCGCUCAGCCUGGGGCCCGCUCUCAUCUACUCUGCUAAGUUCGCUCUGGCUUUCCCCCUCUCCUACCACACCUGGAACGGAGUCCGGCACCUUGCAUGGGACAUGGGGAAGGGGUUCAAGAUCCCCCAGGUCAACCAGUCUGGGGUGCUGGUCCUGAUCUUGACCCUGCUCUCCUCCGCGGGCCUCGCGGCGAUGUGAAGGUACCUCCUGAUUGAUGGCCUCCCUUUUUUUGGAAGAUUUGCUCCGUCCUGGCCCACCUCAAGAUGCGCGUGGAGAGGGAGGUGGGAGGACAGGCUCCCGAGUAACUACAAAUCUUUGGGGAGGGUGGCACUUCCCCCCCCUUGCAAAUCUUGUGGAUGAUCAGAGUUGCUUUUCCUUAGCCCGGCUGAUGUGCUAGCCCUCUCUUAGCGCUGGGGGGACAGGCCAGGCUCUCUACUGCUGUGCCACAUGCCCGAGCAGCCGCGGAAAGCUGGGCACAAGUUAACAGCCGAUCCUGGCACGUUCAGUCGCUCACAGAGAGCUGCCUAGCUUCUUCCAGGCAAACUCCAGGGUGUUUCUUUCCUCUGCUCUGUCCCCAGGCUUGAGACAAUGCUGAAUCUGUGUCCCCGCAGGUCCGAGUGGGCUCGGGGACAGCUGGUAGUGCGUGUGUAGGCCCAGCGCAGGACAAGCGUCUCCAUUGAGACAGCCCAUGCCAGGGCAGGGAGAGCAGGCGGAGCUGCCAACGCUGGCACCCGUGAGGGGAAUGGGCCAUAGGUGCCGUCCAGGUGCCGCGCCGGCCGUGGGACCCCGCGCUUUCUGAGCCUGGCAGCGUGAGCUGGCUGGGAUGGGGUGCUCAGACCUGCAGAGGUUCAGUCCACGCUCCGUACCCUUGAAACCUCGUGAUUCAGCCAGCUAUGGGGCCU
Molecule: messenger RNA, 3185 nt
Organism: Egretta garzetta (little egret)
Lineage: Eukaryota; Metazoa; Chordata; Aves; Pelecaniformes; Ardeidae
Gene: SDHC
Product: succinate dehydrogenase complex subunit C
Exons: 6
Coding region: 1810-2481 (223 amino acids)
Biological process (GO): tricarboxylic acid cycle; mitochondrial electron transport, succinate to ubiquinone
Cellular component (GO): membrane
Molecular function (GO): succinate dehydrogenase activity; electron transfer activity
Source: RefSeq, a predicted model, not a curated record